Messenger RNA from Cyclocybe aegerita, 1341 nucleotides. NCBI's taxonomy places the organism in Eukaryota, Fungi, Basidiomycota, Agaricomycetes, Agaricales, Hemipholiotaceae. The record is from the annotation of a GenBank genome assembly.
AUGCCCGAGCCAAUAUCAUCCAGCUCGUCCUCAGUUUCUACGAUGGAGGAGAAGCCAUGGCGGUUCUCUGACAAGACGAUGGAGGUUGCAGCCGCACGAUCCAUAUACCUCAAGAUAUUUAUGGGCGGGGCUUUCAUGACCAUACUCACCAUCUUCGCGGUCUUCUCGAUCUUCUGGGGCUCCUUAUGGAAGAUCCCUGCCCAUAAUCUUCACGGUUGGGUUGUUGACUUUGACGAAGGUACAAUUGGGCAAGGUGUGGCCCAGGCAUUGGCCUCACAACCCGCCGGCUCGAGAAUUACAUGGACAGUCGUUCCAGCAUCACAGUUUCUUAAUGGACCUUCCGAAGUUGGGCGAGAUGUGCUGGAGGAACAUACAUGGGUCGCGGUGACAAUUAAUCCCGGCACUACCGCCCGCCUAACCGCUUCUAUUUCCUCCCCUAACUCCUCUUACGACGGAACUGAAGCAAUCACUAUAUAUGCAACUGAAGCCAGGAAUGAGAACGCUUUCCGGAGUCUGAUUCGCCCCUCCGUGCAAGCUACCCUAGAGGCCAUCUCCAGGGCCAUCGCCAUUCAAACUGCCGAACGUGUAGCCACGGCCCAGAAUCUAGGUCAACUGUUGACAACUUCCCCGCAGACGGUGACAGCACCGGUUGGGUAUCGCAUUCAGAACAUGGCGCCUUUCGAUCAGCCUGUUGCGUCUGCGGUAACCUUUGUUGGACUGCUUUACCAGUUGAUUUUGUCGUUCUUUAUUGUGAUGAUCGGCCUCAGCGCACGAGAAGUUUCAGGUCUUGAGAAAUCUCUUUCUACCUGGUCGCUCAUCAAGCUCCGCCUUGUUUCGUCGUUCGCUGCCUACUUCAUCAUGGCGCUAUUCUACUCCCUGCUCAGUCUGGCAUUCCAGCUCAAUGUGAGCCGAAAAUUUGGGCAUUCCGGAUUCCUGAUUUUCUGGAUGCUCAAUUAUGCCGGAAUGCUUGCUGUCGGCCUUGCUUUGGAGUCCCUGUCGACCCUCCUCACCACGCGUGGUAUUCCGUUCUUCAUGCUGACAUGGAUAAUCACGAACGUAUCCGUAUGCGUCUUCCCGAUUGAGGUCAUGCCAAAUAUUUUCCGCUACGGCCACGCAGCACCUUUCUACAAUGUUUCUCGUGCGAUGCGGACUAUCAUAUUCAGCACAAAGAAUGUUGUUGGGCAAACGUUUGGCAUCCUAGCCGUUUGGAUCGUCAUAUCUUGUAUCACCCUUCCCCUCAUCCAAAUAGUUGUGCGCCGGCGGCAAGCUAAAACCGCCGCAAAACCGGAAGCCUCUGCGCAAGACAUUGCACAACCGAACAACGAGAAAAACCCCGCAUAG